Molecule: messenger RNA, 924 nt
Organism: Saitoella complicata NRRL Y-17804
Lineage: Eukaryota; Fungi; Ascomycota; Saitoellomycetes; Saitoellales; Saitoellaceae
Product: peptide-N(4)-(N-acetyl-beta-glucosaminyl)asparagine amidase
Exons: 6
Coding region: 1-924 (307 amino acids)
Biological process (GO): protein deglycosylation; glycoprotein catabolic process; protein quality control for misfolded or incompletely synthesized proteins
Cellular component (GO): nucleus; cytosol
Molecular function (GO): peptide-N4-(N-acetyl-beta-glucosaminyl)asparagine amidase activity
Source: RefSeq, a predicted model, not a curated record
AUGAUCUUUGCCUUGUCGCGGACUCCUCAGCAGUAUGAAUCUCAGACAUUGCAGGAUAGAGCCUUAUCAGUCAUUCCUCUAGACCGUAUAUAUGCUGAAGCAGAGGAAAAGGGUAAAGCAGAUUCUUCUUGGGGUCAUCAAGACCAUGUUAUACGUGCGCUCAUGGCAUGGUUCAAGAAUGACUUCUUCACAUGGGUCAACAGCCCGGCGUGCUCCAGGUGUCAAGGGGAAACCCAAGGUCAAGGAGCGGGACAGCCGACAGAUCAAGAAAGACGGGAUGGAGCUGGGAGGACAGAAGUAUACUGGUGUCCUCACUGCUCAAGGCAGGAACGCUUCCCAAGAUAUGAUCAUCCAGCCAAGCUUCUGGAAACGCGACGUGGAAGAUGCGGAGAGUGGGCCAACUGCUUCACCCUCCUAGUCCGUGCCCUUGGUUCACGUGCACGUUGGGUUUGGAACGCUGAAGAUCACGUAUGGACCGAAGUUUGGUCAGAAAAGCAAGGUCGAUGGAUACACGCAGAUUCGUGUGAGAACGCGUGGGGUACGCCGAAGGUGUACGCCGAGGGGUGGGGAAAGAAGAUGAGCUAUUGCAUUGGCUUUGGAGUUGACAGUGUGCAGGACGUUACGCCACGAUACGUUCGAACCGAAAGUCAGAGUUUGCCUCGCAAUCGCGGGUCAGAAGAAACCUUGCGGAAGGCCAUCGUUGAUCUCAAUCGACAACUUCGUUCACACCUUCCACCGUCAGAAAGAGCUGUGCUCGAAGAACAAGAUGUAAAAGAGCUGGGAAACUUGGAGAAGCUGAAAUGGAACAGAGCACACGCUGAUGCUAUCCCAACAAAGACAGAAGAACUUCAGGGAAGACAGUCUGGAAACGCUGAAUGGAAGAGGGCAAGAGGAGAGGACGGAAAGGGCCCGGGAGCAGCCUAG